UAACGUUGCGGCUGGUGGUGUGUGCACAAUUAACGUUAACCCUGUUGGUCGACUCAUACCACCUCCAGCCAUUGAUGGAACCCCUGCACCUCCUCGGGCUAACCCUAAGGUUUACUUUUAUAUGACCGUGGACGGCAAACCAGCUGGUAUGAUCAUAAUGGAACUCUUUGCCGACACGACCCCACGGACGGCAGAGAACUUUCGCGCCCUCUGUACCGGUGAGAAAGGCAUGGGGAAGCUUGGUAAGCCACUCCAUUACAAAGGAUCGAUCAUCCACCAUGUUGACCCAGGUUAUAUGAUCCAAGGAGGAGAUAUCAUUGACGGAGGGAAAGGAAACGGAGGCGAAUGUAUCUACGACAGUAGGUUUUUCGAGGUUGAGAACUUCAUCAAGAAGCACACCGGUCCAGGUAUACUCUCCAUGUGGAACCGUGGUCGAAACAGCACCGGAUCUCAGUUCAUGAUCCACGCGCAGGCGAACCCGGAUCUGGAUGACGAGUGUGUUGUGUUCGGCCAAGUUGUUCAAGGAAUGGAUAUAGUCACGAGCAUUAUGGCUUUGAGCACGGAAACUUCCGUACCCGUUGCUGUGAUCUCCAACUGCGGUCAAAUUUCAUAGAUAUUUGAGAGGUUUACAUAUUACGACGUUUUAUAUGUUUAUGCUCGUAUUUGAGUUUAUAUGUUUAUGUUCAUAUGUCUCAAUUUCAUUUUGUUUAUGAACAAAUAAAAUAUUUGUUACUUUGAUUUUUAAAAUGACAGUUUCCUAUCAAUGUACUUAAAUCAAUAUCAUUAUUUUAACU
This is a messenger RNA of Raphanus sativus (radish), 794 nucleotides long. Its product is annotated as peptidyl-prolyl cis-trans isomerase CYP19-1-like. Gene Ontology annotation, molecular function: peptidyl-prolyl cis-trans isomerase activity. NCBI's taxonomy places the organism in Eukaryota, Viridiplantae, Streptophyta, Magnoliopsida, Brassicales, Brassicaceae. Bases 122 to 613 code for a protein of 163 amino acids. The record is from RefSeq and is a predicted model, not a curated record. Gene Ontology annotation, biological process: protein peptidyl-prolyl isomerization. Gene Ontology annotation, cellular component: cytosol; plasma membrane. The transcript has a single exon.